AUUUAACUUUUAUCUGACAAAAUAUUAACAACCUUGACUCGCGAUUAUAUUUUACUCGCGUAUAAUUUUUAAAUAUUGCUUUAAAUUUACUUCAUCAAAAUUAUUGACAAUAAGAAGAAAGAACGAAGAUGAAGUUAAGAAGAUUAAACAUCUCGGCGGGAAUAUUUGUGGUGUUGGUUUUUGGUGUGUUAUCUCAAGAUCGUACGCUACCUCCGAUGAAAACAGAUGAGGAAGGAAGGUUUACACUACCCCCAAUGACAACAGAUGAGGAAGGAAAGUUUACCCUACCACCAAUAAAAACGGACGAUGAAGAUAAGUUUACACAUCCCCCAAUGAAAACAGAUGAUGAAGGGAAGUUUACACAUCCCCCAAUGAAAACAGAUGAUGAAGGGAAGUUUACACAUCCCCCAAUGAAGACCGACGAUGAAGGGAAGUUUACACAUCCCCCAAUGAAGACAGACGAUGAGGGGAAGUUUACACAUCCCCCAAUGAAAACAGAUGAUGAAGGGAAGUUUACACAUCCCCCAAUGAAGACAGACGAUGAAGGGAAGUUUACACAUCCCCCAAUGAAAACAGAUGAUGAAGGGAAGUUUACACUCCCCUCAAUGAAAACAUUUACAGAUCCACCAAGGGAAGAUAGGCUAUUGAAAAUUCUAAUUGACACGAAGAUUAACGUUAUACAAAAUAUUGGAAAAGUGUUUGUAAGAAACGGCAUGGAACCAAUGCAGUUGAAAAUGAUAGUUACUGGUAUUGGAGCAAAUGAGGAAUGGAUGUGUAUUUCAGAUAAAGACAUAAAGUCUCCAGUUGUCUUGGGUAAUCAAUUGGACCCUAUCUGCAAAUUGAGGUUUAUGCAAAAGGGUUUUUGCACCAUAAAAACUUUAAAUGUUACAGCUCAAGCAUUGUCAGGAAUAAUGUCAGGAAAGGAAUUUAAACUAACGCUAGUCUGGUUAUCAUUAAAUUUUCCAAAACCAAAACAAUCUCAGAUCAAAACACGCCAGGUCAGAGAGCGCGUUUUUGAUACAUCAAAAUCCUCAGCUGCUAAUUAUCAAGGAAAGUCAUUGAAUGUUGAUGAGUUUGGAAUAGAUGAUACUCCUUCUGUUAAUAAAUGCCCUAAGCUUCCAAAAGAUAUCCAAGAUCUUGUUGAUCAUGACAAAAAGAAGAAAUGUGUAGAAACAGGAACGUUUUUAGUUGGUUGCAAUGGUCCUUCUGAUGGAAAAAUAGAAAUCCAUGAAAAACGUAAUACCAGCAUGCCUACUAAAACUCCACCAAUGAACUACACUCUAACUCCAAAAAAUGGAACCGUUAUGGAUUUUGAAAAAUCACAAACAAUGUUUAAGAGACAUGUUGUCAAGUGUGCAGAUCUACUCUACCGAUCUGUUUUCAUUACAAAAAACACAAGCUUUACUUAUAUACCUCCUUAUAACAGCAAGCAGAAUGUUACACUGAAAAUUAGAUUUGGAUGCUUGAUUCAUACAACACGUGGUAAAGAAAUCAACCGAGCUAUUAACAACAGAGAUGAUGAUGAUACACAUAGUGUAAAGGUAACAAUAGCAAUUGAAAGAACAAAACAAAAACCGAAAUGUUUGGUAGGUAAAGCAUUUGCCCCACCAAUUCCGGCAGAUCUUAGCCAAAAUGAAGGUUUUCCUGUGGAGAAGCUUCUUUUUUCAAAUCCAAAACUCUAUCAAAGAGGAUUUCCCGAUAUUCAAAUGAAGGGGAAAAAAUUGAUGGAAGAUAAUCAUGACAAUCUCAAUGCUGGUAUUGCUAUUUUUGGAGUUAAUAAUGGUGAAAUUGGAAAUUUCCAAUACAAAUGUGGUAAUGGAGAUUUUGCCAAUAUUGAAAUUGCAGACAAGAAAGUCUUGUUGUUAAAGCGAAAGUGUUUAAUCAGGUUUAAACCAGAAAAAGAAGAUGUGUCAAACACGCAGUCUGUGCAUCUUCUAAUGCGUUGCUGGGAUGGAAGUGAUAACAAGACGGUUGGUACCCACGAUAAGUCGGAAAUUGACUUCUCUAAAGAUGCGUAUAGUAGUGAAGACACAAGUGUUGAAAUUUUACGCACUGGUUGUGACGGACGUGCUGGGUCUGGUAAGAAGAAAAACAGAUGUGAUGAAUGCUCACUUUAUGAAUGUAAACCAAAAUGUGAUAAUGAAUACAAAUCAGAUGCUAUACAAGUUUGUGAUGAAUGUAUACUUGGAAAAACUGGUAAACAAAUGAAUGAAAGUAAGUUAUUCUUUGAAAAUGGUGAGAAAAAAUGUUGUUCGCAAAGGCUGGUGUGUGGUAGAUGCCCGGAUAGACAUCCUGUCAAGCAGGAUUGUAACCAGGAUCCAAUUUGCAACCGUGCUUUUGCUGCAGUUAAAAAAUGUGGAGUUUGCGUUGGUGGAAGGACUGGACGUAAACCAGAGGAUGUGCUUAACUCUUGUGGAAAAUGCAAAAAUGAUGCUAAUGCUGACGAAGAGUGUGCUAGCUACAUCAGUGAUGUUAUUCCAAAAUCUUCACAUGCUUCGGUGUCUACACAAGUUUAUCAAAUCUGUGGAUAUGCCCAUGAAACACCCAGAGAAGAAAUUCACUGUGAAUUGAGAAAAAAAGACUCUGAUGAAAAAUGUGUAUUGGAAAAAACAUGGUUUAAAAGAAUUAUUGGCCAAAUGGAAUGUCAGCCAGCAAUGCGUAAGGAAUGUAUAUCAAGGGCUAGAUAUCAAUCGUGCAGCCCAGGCAAUUAUACUAUGGUAUGCACUGAUGCAGCCGCGACUGAGGUUUCGUUCAAUGAAGAUAUUGUUUUAAAGGAAGACAAAGAUAUUGUAAUCACUGGAAUAAUUCCAGCAUCAGCUUCACUUGGCCAAAAUAAAAUUCUAAUUGCUGGUGCCUUCUCCCUGCGCAAUAGAUAUUUUUGUAAAUUUGGCAGCAUGAAACCACAGAUGGCAAAACACAACGCAACUCAUGUCCUUUGUCAAUAUUUUGCUAAGAAAGUUGAAAGGAACAUUCCUAUCAAAAUCAUUUCCUGUGCCAAUCAAUCAUCAAAUGUACUAUUCAUGAACGUAGGAUGUGACAUGCCCAUGAUACAAAAAGUGAAGUUAGGAAAGAAAUUUACAUACAACAUUUUCUUUAAUCAAACAGUACAGAAGAAUGUGGCACAAGGAUGUGAAGACUAUGUUCAAAUCACUGGGAAAAAAAUUGGUGUGAAUAGCGUGCAGGGAAAUAAAAUCUCCAUUCCUAAAAAAUGUUUUGCUUGUCCUGGAAGUACUUUAACUGAUGCACCGGGUGUUUAUGAAGUAAGCAUACCUGAAACCAAAUGUGCAAUUGGUGGCAUGGAUGUUGUCAGCACAUGUGGUAACUUAAAACUUAAUGCAAGAAUGAAGAAAAUAAAGACUGUACGAUGGUCAGUGCAAUAUAAGAAUGGAAAUCCUGCUGAUGACAAUAAUGGAGCCAAACUGGCAAAAUUAAAUGCUACCCUUGGUAGUAGGAGAGGAAUAUUUGCCAAGAAUAAUGCAUCAAUAUGGUCAAUUCAUGGGCGAAAAUUUGUUUUUAAAAUGUGUGCAAUGAAUAAUGCUGAUAUGGAAUGUUGUGCAGAAAAAGAAGUUUUAGUAAAUAGCUCUAUCCAGGCUGAGAUUAAGUUUCUGGCUAACAAAGGAAGGAAAAAGGCAGAUAUCAAAAUGUUUGCUGCUGUUAAAUCAUGUAAUGCACGAAAACUGGAAUACAAAUGGAUUGUAAAAGAAAACAAUGAAGUUCUACCAUUAACUUCUUACGAGCGAAAGUUUAUUAUCAAGCAACGCGAAGAAGGGAAAGUAAACAAAGCUCGAAAUCUCACAGUGCAAUUGAUGGCUAAAAUACCUGAUACCAACAUUAUGGCAUUAUCUAAACAAAGGAAUAUUUCCAUCCCAGCUAUCCUGUUAAAAAUCAAACUUGCUGGAGGUCGUAAAAAGGUUUAUGCUAAAUGUGAUCAAAAAAGAUUCACGAUUCCAUCAAAACUAAAAGCUGGAGCAGCUGCACAAUUCAAAUGGAGUUGUUUCGUGAAAGGUGAUGAUGGAAGUGAUAUGAGCAGAUGUAUGGAAAAUGCCACAAAAGUUUUGGAGUUUCCCAAUUUACCUGACUUGACAGUUAGCCCGAUGAAUCAUUUCCAAUGUGGUGGGAUAUACACCAUCAAACUCGAGUAUCUGCUUAACAAAGAAGCCAUUGAUUCACAGUCUAUUGAUGUCAUAGUCCUAGACGAAGCACCACCCAAAAUCAAAUGCAAACCUCCUAAGGAAACGAAAGACGAUGCUUACCAAAUUAUGUGCAAAGUUGAAGGUGCAAAGGCAGAUGCUAUCAAGUUAAUCAAUAACAUUGAUGAUGCAGACUUCGCCGUUGAUUUAAAUUCGACGAAGGCCCAAAAGACUAUACAAAUUAAGAGGGUUGGCAAAAAGAUAGUUAAAGGCGGUUUCGACAGAGAAGUUAACAUCAUCAAGAUGCAUCUCAAAAAAGAAUGGCUUACUGAGAAUUCGAAAUAUAAAUUUGAAGCCAGUGCGAAGAACGAGAAUGGUGAAAGUGAGCCUGCUGUGGUUGUAGUUGAACACUCUGGUCCUCCAACUGGCUGUAUACUCAGUGUUUCUCCGAUGGAGGGCAUAGCAUUUGACACGAAAUUUGAAGCUUUUGUUGAAGGCUGUAGUACUGGUGAUGACGGAGAAGAAGAAGACGAAGAAAAUGACGAUGAGGACGGAUUGGAGUAUCAAAUUGGACCAGUUUUGGAUGGCAAGUUGACUGCUGAACCAUUCAGUGGGGAGUUCGAACAAAAUCUUGAUGUUCUACCACCAGGCGAUGGUUCUCGUGGACAACUAAAAAUUAGAGCGAUAGUCAGAAAUAGAAGGGGGAAAUUUGUUAAAUUGGAAAAAACAGUGAACUGCACUAAGCCUAAUAUUGAAAACAAAGAAAUCUUCAGGCAGAGAAAUAACGAAACAAGAAUAAAUCUUGAAAAUGGAAACUAUGAAAAAGCUGCAAAUUACAUUGCAAAAACCAACGAGGGUGUUGUAAAACUCCAGGAUGAAAAAAACAAAGAUAAAACUCAAUGUGAGCAACUUUCUGAUGAAGCAAAAGUUCGGCGCAGUGAAAGUGCUGAACAGAUGGCACAGGCGUCCAAUCCAAACCUGGGAAAAGCUAGUGUUUUAUCAGGUGUGGCAGCUCUUGUGCGGAAAAACUGUCCCAAGGAUGAAAUUGUGUCUGAUAAUCAAAAGGCAGCAGUUGUAUCUUCCUUGAAAAAUAUGAAAGAACAGAAAGCGGCCCCCGCAAGACGUAGGAGAAGAAGCGUAGGCGAAGAAGAAGGCAACGAAGAAGAAAGCGCUUCCUUUGUUAGCGAAGCUGAGGUUCUGAGUUUUGUUGAAACUCAUAACAAUCUUCUCCUACCAGUUGGCUACACAGACACUGACACUUCUGCUAAACAAGAUUUUAUUGAAGAGUUGCCUUACUAUCUCAAAUCGCUAUGCGACAGCUUGAUUUCUGAUCCACUCAAUGCUACAGCAGAACAUAUUUCACUGCAUGCUUCCAGGCUGGAUAAUUUGACGGAGAUGACAUUAACUACACCCCUUGGUGACGCCAUCAUGAUAAACGGCGAAAUUGCUAAUAAAUAUAGCUACUGGAAUUGUUCGUCAGCUGACUACUGCGAUGGAGUGUUUUUUGUUGCUUCAUCGCUUACCUUUGAUGCUUUAAGUCUGACGGAGCCAAGCUCUGAUUUCACACUGGUUUCUAACUUGGUCAAAGCUGAAUUUGCAAAUCCAACUGGAGAAGGUGUGGACGGAACUUAUGACUUCAUCCAAGACGAGUCAAUACCGUCUAAUACAAAAGUUACUCUGGAUAUCUCAGCGCACAACAUUACUGGAACUGUACUAUGUCAUGUGUGGCACGAAGGGGUGUGGUCAUCUGACCAUUGCAGUACAUUAAACGCUGAUAAUAUGAAUGGCAAUGCUGACUGCAAAUGUUAUAAGCAUGGAUUCAUCGCUGCAUUUGAUGUGCCAGAAAUCAUCCAAUCGCUUGAGGAAACCACUACCACCUUUGCUCCUACCACUAACCAACAGUCUGUUAACUCCAGCGUAACAAUCACCACCACCACAAGAAAUGAUAACAGCAACCCAACCACCACCACAACCACUCGUUCCACAACAACCAAAAAGAUUAGUCCUGAAUUGAACCGAGAGUCCACACUUUCAUUUAAAUUUAACGCUGUUUUCAAUGACGUUAUCGACAAAUUUGGCAACAAGACCGCCGCUGAGAAAUACAUUUGCGAUACAGUUCGAAACGACCUGAAGUUAAACAGCGAAGAUAUACGACGCUGUGAUAUCAGCAGUGGUAGUGUGAUUGUCGUUCUUGUGCUGUAUCAAAACGAAGAAGAUACCAACUCGACCUUGCAACAGUUUGGAACUCUGGUUCAAACCAACACUUUCACUGUGGAGCUACCUGAUGGGACAAAGAUGCAUACCAUCGAAGAUUCUGCUUUGCUUAAUGGACAGCAACACAGCGUAGAGCUACCUGAUGCAGAUGAUGAUGAUGAGGACGAUGAAAACUACGGGGUGGUGAUUGGUGUUGUUGUUGCUUUGCUCGUCGUGGGUGUCAUCAUAAUCAUCGUGAUUGUUGUUGUCGUGAAGCAGAAGAAAACAAAGAAGGUCGCCCCAUCUCCCUAUCCAAGUUAUGCUCAAAUGAGAAGUCCAGACACUCAGGAAAAGCAGAAUCCUCAGAGUCAUGCAGGAUACGAAAAUUUAAGACAAUCGCCUGAAGGUAUACGCGCCGAGCCUGGUAUCAAUAACCCCACAUAUAACAGUGAAUGAAUCAACUUACCAUGUCCACACUGUAUGUAGUGGACAAAACUCGUACAAAAAUGUUGCUUUAGAUAUUGUUUUAAAGGGUUUCGAUUUAGCAUGAAAAUUUUUAAUAACCACAAUUAAGUGUUUGCACUUUUUUAAAAAAAAAAAGAAAAGAAGUUUAUUCCGUGGGGUCGAGCACAGUGGUCCCUUGCUCGUUUUCCUCUCCUUCGAAAAUUUCUAUUUCUCAAAUAAAAUUUCCAGGUCUUCUCGAGUUUGUGAUUUUUAUUUUGUUUAAAUCUUCGAAAACAUUACAUCGGACGAAAAUUUAGAAAGCAAGAUAUCUUACCCGACAUUUUGCGAUGCGAUACCCCGGGUUUACUUCUCGUUUUAGUACUUUGUAUUAUAUUAUUGUGUUUAUAUGUAUAUGCGUUUGUAAAUAAAUGGCGAAUUUUAUUAAUAAGCUUUUGUUAUAAACAGAGCUCGUGCAGAGUUUGGAAAAAGCUGGAAGUGAUGAACUUUAGAUUAAACAGUUAAGAAAAAUCUAAAAUAAUAAGAUAAUUCCAAGUGAAAUUUUAAAAAUCUAACUGACAGGUAAUAGAUUUUAUUUUGAUCCUUUGGCAAAGUAAAUGGUGAAUGGAUCAAUGUCUUCAACACGGUGAUAAAUUUUGUUAUGGAUGAAUGAAAAAUCCUGGGUAUUUUUUUUUUCCGAAUCUGUUCGAACGUUAAAGUAAUAUACAAUUUUUUUAGAAAGCUUUUUAAAAAGUUUGCGUUGUGUUAAGAAUUUUAACAUUGUAUAUAGAAUGUUUUGCAUAUAUUUAAGAUGUGUUAUUUUAUUCGGAAUGUAUGCAGGGUAAAUAUGUUAACUAAUUAGUUUUUCUCUAAGAAUCGUCUUUAGACAGAUGAGAAUUUGGUUAAGUAUUUCUUUUUUGAUUAAAGGCUGGUUUACUUAUGCCUUGCAUAUAUAUUUAGGGCUGUAUCUUCAUUGCUAUAUUGUAUAAUACACCUAGUUUAAUGUGAGAAAAAAUGAAGAAAAACGUA
Hydractinia symbiolongicarpus is the source of this 7793-nucleotide messenger RNA. RefSeq lists its product as uncharacterized. The transcript has 29 exons. NCBI's taxonomy places the organism in Eukaryota, Metazoa, Cnidaria, Hydrozoa, Anthoathecata, Hydractiniidae. The record is from RefSeq and is a predicted model, not a curated record. The coding region runs from base 129 to 6779 and encodes 2216 amino acids.